Penicillium egyptiacum is the source of this 1125-nucleotide messenger RNA. The record is from the annotation of a GenBank genome assembly. NCBI's taxonomy places the organism in Eukaryota, Fungi, Ascomycota, Eurotiomycetes, Eurotiales, Aspergillaceae.
AUGAGUACAUGGGCAGCACUCAGCCAUGGUGGGCCACAGCCACCACAAGAAAACAUCGAUAAAUGGGAGAAAGCUGCCAAUGAAAAUGAUUCCUCCAUCCUCACUAACGAAGAUUGUCUGGAAAUGCUUCGCCGAUGGCCUCUUGACCAAGCAAAUUAUUACUGCAACUUUUACGUUGGGUGUACCAUCGAUGAGCUUGUUCAAAAGGCCGCCAAAACGGAUGGCCCGGACAACCUCACUGAGGCCGAAGCGAUUAUUAUUCUCAACACUCCCUUCGGCGGUUGUGUCCCAGAGGAUCAGAAAUAUAUGGGAAAUUAUGAUCGGUGGUCUGAUAACACAAAGACGAAGUUCGAGAAUGCUCUUAACUUGAUUCUCGCAGAGAUGGACACAGAGAAGAGAGCACGAGCGAAUGCCGAUAUUGCUUUUGAGCGGGUCAAAGAUACCAGAAGGCCCGAACUCAAGAAUUUCUCCAGGGAUGAACUCCUAAACAUCGUGAAUUGUAAUAAGAUAGCAUGGGUUAAGGCCCUCCAAAAACACCUGGAAGAGCAGCCGGCCUGGGGAUUUGUGUGCAUACGGACCUCCUUCGGCGAAGACUCGUCGUGGGAGAAAUUCAAGGAAUUCUUUGUCCAUGCUACGCAGUCCGCACUGGCAUUCCCUCGGAAUUCCCCUAGCAUUCGGCCACGAUGGAGGAUACAGUGGGUAGAGGAUCGAUCUAUGGAGAAUGCCUCGGCGAUUGAUCUUUGCAGCUACUUCCGACGUUUUUGCAAAGAAAACAAAGUUGAACCAGGACUCCGCCAUGACGCAUUUCUCUACGCCAAUGGAGAAGCCAUCGAGUCAGUCAUGCAUUCUCCUGUCUUGCCAUCGCCAGCAUUCGUCAUCGCUUCAGAGGCAGCCUAUGAUGGAAAAGGUCCAGAACCUCCAAUAGAGCUAGCGGACUAUGCUGGAUCGGUGCGAGUUGCCAUACCGCAUGUUUACACGACCUUCUGGGCGAGAUUGCUCUCGACCGAGGAAGACAUUCAGCAGAAAUCAUCACCCAUGCAACGUACCUGGGGGGAGAUUUUUUCGAAAGCACAAAUUACCCGUGAAAAGACAUAUCCAAUAAAAUAUUUUUUCAUGGAGGUCUAG